Messenger RNA from Morone saxatilis (striped sea-bass), 1457 nucleotides. It is a transcript of the gene mterf2, whose product is annotated as mitochondrial transcription termination factor 2. Gene Ontology annotation, biological process: regulation of DNA-templated transcription; termination of mitochondrial transcription. Gene Ontology annotation, cellular component: mitochondrial matrix. The transcript is spliced from 3 exons. The coding region runs from base 117 to 1343 and encodes 408 amino acids. Lineage: Eukaryota; Metazoa; Chordata; Actinopteri; Moronidae. The record is from RefSeq and is a predicted model, not a curated record. Gene Ontology annotation, molecular function: double-stranded DNA binding.
AAUCCGUUUCAUAACAAACGUCACUUCCUCUGACCGCUGCUAAAGAAGCACCUGACCCUCCACGCCAUACCUCUGACCAUACAGAGCAUCACCACGGCUCCUGAAUUGUUUGAAUAAUGUUAGAAUGGUGUAUCCCUGCAAGUCUCCGCUCAACCUGUCAUUAUCUAACUGCCUGUGCUACUUCAGAAGGUGACCAGCUUCAGGACGUUGCAUCAAUGUUGCGCUUGACAGCAACAUCGUUGUGCCUUCGGUGCCAACGAGUCACAGCUCUGCCUUUAAAGCUAAGGCCGUGUGCAACGCUGAGCUCGGCAGAGAACCGGCAGACAGUGGAGGAGCUCUAUAAUCUCUCUGUCGACAUCCAGAAGGUCCGGAAACUUAAGGGCUGGGUUCUGCAUCAGACGCCAGCCUACACUAAGGAGGUAGCAGAUCUGCUGAAGGACAUGGGAGCCUCGGGUUCCAUCAUUGCUCGGAUCCUUGCGGUUCACCCUGAAGCGGUCCUCUGUCCCCCAGAGCAGAUGCAGGCUCAGAGGACGCUGUGGAUGUCCGUGUGCCCAAACCAGAAAGAGCUGGUUGGUAUCAUUGAGAAAUUCCCAGCCUCCUUCUUCACUUCCUCCAGCCACCACGACAACCAGCAGAACAACAUCGCUUACUUCCAGAGCUUAAACCUCAACAAGCGAAUCAUCACCAAGCUCAUGGCCAGCGCGCCUCAGAGCUUCAGCCGGCCAGUAGAGGACAACGAGGUGAUGGUGCGCACCCUCCAGCAGGCCUACCAGGAGCUUGGUGGAGAGGAGGCCAACAUGAAGAUCUGGCUUCAGAAGCUGCUGAGCCAGAACCCGUUUGUCCUCCUCAAGCCCCCCGAGGUGCUGAGGCAGAACCUGCUGUUCCUGAGAGACAAGGGCUUCAGCACGGCAGAGCUCCUCCGCCUCCUCUCGAAACUUAGGGGCUUUGUGACCGAGCUGAACCCGGACAGCAUGCGUCGCACCCUGGCGUACUCCCAGGACACGAUGGGCUGCUCUGAGGAGGAGCUGCGGGACAUCAUCCUCAACUGUCCGGCUCUGCUUUACUACCCUGAAGCUAUUCUGGCUGAGCGCUUUAAGGGUCUCCUCAGUGCCGGCAUCAGCAUGUCUCAAAUCGUAGAAACUCCGACCGUUAUGGAGCUGACUACACAGAUAGUGAACUAUCGCAUCCACCAACUGAGGACGCAUGGUUAUGAGGUAAGGACAGGUAGUCUGGAUGUCCUGAAUGGCACUAAGAAGGACUUUGAAAAAAGCUAUGGAAAAUUACAACUACGUAGAGAGAGACCAAUUUUCAACCCUGUUGCCCCUUUAAAGGCGGAUGACUGACAGAAUCUGUGUGGACGAAUGCAAAUGUUUCAAUUUCUAACUGGAUGUAUUCUGUUCUUGGGAUUAUUAAUAUCUUUAUGAUAUCAAUAUCAGAUUAAAGUGUCUAAAACCUCA